AUGUCGGUUGAUAAUAGAGCGAAGUGGAAGUGCAUUGUCUGUAAGACAGGCUCGGUUGGGUCGUCGGAUAGUGCGGCGUUAUCAGUGCAAGCAUUGUCUACUGCCGGCAAUGCCGAUAACAAACAAUCGCUUUCUGUGUUGGAUAUACAGGCUAUUGGACGUGUAGUUAAAGAAAUAAUAAGUUCUGAACUGUCACCCACAUUCAAAGAAGAUUUCCAAUCAGUGAAACAUUCUAUAGAAUUCAUGUCCAAUGAGUUCGAUUCUUUCAAAAACGAUCUACUAAAACAUAAGGAAGAAGUUAAUAAAUUAAAUAAGGAAGUCAUGACACUUAAACAAGAAAAUGAAAAAUUGAAAAGCGAAGUGGCGGAAAUGCAGGGAUAUACGCGCAAAGACAGUGUUGUUGUAACGGGUAUUCCAGAAACAAAAAGUGAAUCGGUGUUUGAACUUUUCAAUAAACUUUCUUCUGUUAUUAAAAGUCCUGUUGUUUCGAAUGGUCUGAGUACUGCACAUAGACUACCAUCUCGGGGAAAAGAGCAAAUCAAGCCGAUUGUCUUCAAAUUCGUUCGAAGACAAGACAAAGAAGACUGGCUGGCCGAUUUCAAACAAGCUGCAAGUGAAGAUAAUGGAGGUGCGGGGAUUUCUAGUUUAGAGCCUAAUAAGAAGCCUGUACAAUGCAGCAAGGUGGCGGCCCCACCAUUGAACUUAACCUGCGCAGCGCUCGUAACGCGGCCGGGGGAUCUUCGACUUACUGGUGAACUUCAAACAGCCUCGGAUAGGACCGGAAAAACGGAUAAACAAAAUGGACUGCCAAAGAAAAAACGAUUUGGAAUAACGGAAACAUUGAUUUUUGCAACCUGGAAUGUGAGAGGUGUAAAUAAGAAGGAGGGCGAGCUGAUGAAAGAGCUGAAACACCGUAAAGUGAACGUAGCAGUGAUCACCGAGACCAAGAAAAAGCUAAAAGGCACCAAGGAUUGGGGAGAUUACGUGGAGGUUUGGAGUGGUGUUGAACAAAAUAGGAGAGCUUGUGCUGGAGUGAUGGUGUUGGUUGACCGGAAAUGGAAAAAUAGAAUAGAGAGCUAUGCCUUUGUCGAUGAAAGAGCUAUAAGAAUCAGAUUUAAAGUAGACAGAGGCUUCUUGACAUUGAUUGGUGUGUAUGCUCCAGAGGAAGGAAGAAAGGCAGAAACUAUAGAGUUUUAUGACAUUUUACAGCGACAACUGAAAUCUUGUAAGAAAUCAGACUAUGUCAUUGUUGCUGGCGAUUUGAAUGCUCGUGUUGGAAAUCAUCCAAUUCCACAGGUGGUAGGAACUUUUGGAGAAUGUCAUUUGAAUGAGAAUGGGAGACAUUUACGUGAUUUCUGUACAUUCAAUGAUCUAAAAAUCACAAAUACUUUCUUCAAAAAAAAGGACAUUCACAAAUACACUUGGGCAGCAAGAGGCUACAGAUCGUUGAUUGACUAUGUUAUAGUUAAUAAGAAAAUGUCAAGUCAAGUUCAAGAUACUAGAGUAUACAGAGGAAGUGACAUCUCAAGUGACCACUAUUUAGUAGCUUCGAAAAUACAGAUGUGGACCAAGUGGAGGAAAAGAAAGAAACUCACACAAAAAGAAGAAAACGAAGCUUAUAAGGUCUACCUCUUACAAACCGAGAGUGUCAGGAAUUUAUAUCAGACCAGACUAACACAGAAGCUCUCUAUGCGGCCAACUGCAUCAUCGGUGGAGGAAGAAUGGAACAUUGUAAGAGAUACGCUAAAAGAUGUAGCCUACGAAACGCUUGGCACGCAAAAAUUAAAAAAAAGAAAAAAAGGUUUAAAAAUUUGGAACGAAGAGAUUUCUGAAGCAAUAAGGAAUAAGAAGAAGGCUUACAAACAAUUACUACAAUCUCCAACAGAUCAGGCAAAACAAAAUUAUAGAAUAAAGCGCAAUAUAGCAAAAACUAUUGUCAGGAAAGCACAUGAAGACUCAUGGGACAGGUUCAUUUCAGGAAUUGAGGAUGAUUUACAUGGGAGGCAGGAAGUUGCCUAUAAACUAAUAAAACACCUCAAUAGUGAUGUGAAGGAAAUGGCUAAAAUAGAAAACAUAGGCAAAGAAGAAUGGAUUCAGCACUAUAAGGAUUUGUGGUACAAAAGUGAUGUACCAUUUAUGGAAAAAGCACAACAGUUGCAAAGAAAGAUAGAUGGUAUUGAUCUGAUUGGUAUUGAGGAAUUAGAAGAAGCCCUUAGACAAACCAAGAAUAGAAAGGCAACAGGAUUGGAUCACAUAAACUCAGAACUACUGAAAUAUGGAGGCACACUUUUAAAAUUUCGCCUACUUCACUUGAUAAACAUGUGCUGGACCUCAAGGUGA
This is a messenger RNA of Nilaparvata lugens (brown planthopper), 2340 nucleotides long. RefSeq lists its product as uncharacterized. Bases 1 to 2340 code for a protein of 779 amino acids. Gene Ontology annotation, molecular function: catalytic activity. The transcript is spliced from 3 exons. The record is from RefSeq and is a predicted model, not a curated record. Lineage: Eukaryota; Metazoa; Arthropoda; Insecta; Hemiptera; Delphacidae.